Sordaria macrospora k-hell is the source of this 780-nucleotide messenger RNA. RefSeq lists its product as uncharacterized. Lineage: Eukaryota; Fungi; Ascomycota; Sordariomycetes; Sordariales; Sordariaceae. Gene Ontology annotation, cellular component: nucleus; cytoplasm. The record is from RefSeq and is a predicted model, not a curated record. Gene Ontology annotation, molecular function: zinc ion binding.
AUGCCCGAGGAAACUUUCACCCCUAUCGGCCAGAAGGUCGAGGAUAUCGCUCCCGGCGCCACCGAGGAGACCCAGGCCGAGGAUGACCAGCCCCGCGGUGUUGAGGAGAUCGAGUCUCUCUGCAUGAACUGCCACGAGAACGGAAUGACACGUCUUAUGCUUACCCAGAUUCCCUAUUUCCGCGAAAUCAUCAUUAUGUCCUUCCACUGCGACAAGUGCGGCUUCCAGAACAACGAGAUCCAGCCUGCCGGCACCUUCCAGCUUAAGGGCGUCCACGUCGAGCUUCGCCUUACCCAGAUGGAGGACUUCGCUCGCCAGGUUGUCAAGUCUGAUACCGCCACUGUCAAGUUCAUUGAGCUGGAUGUCGAGGUUCCCCCUGGCCGCGGUCAGCUCACCAACGUUGAGGGUCUUCUGAGCACCAUUAUCGACGAUCUCGAGUCCAACCAGGGCGCCCGCAGGGAGCAGCAACCCGAGGUUGCCGAGAAGGUUCAGGAUAUCAUCGACAAGGGUCGCAAGAUGCUCGCUGGCGAGGCUUUCCCCUUCCGUGUCUCUGUCGACGACCCGGCCGGUAACUCCUUCAUCACCCCCGACAUGCGCGACGGUGUUGGCAAGUGGGAGAAGCGCGAGUAUCUCCGUACCAAGGAGCAGAAUGAGGCUCUCGGUCUCACCGACACCAGCAACGAAGGCCUCACCGAGACCGGCGACAUCAUUUCCCCGACACUAUCUACGCCUUCCCCGCCACCUGCCCCGGCUGCAUGCACCCUUGCACCACCAACAUGA